AUGAUGGCCAGACAGAAAGGACAAUCUAUGUCAGAGCUAAAACUCCGACGAUUAUUGGAGUUCAACCAGAGACUGCGUGAAGAUUUGGAUAGACCCCGUGUGAGAGUAAGCGAGGCUAGUCAAAACCUAAUAAGAUACUGUAAAAGCACAAGGGAUUACCUCGUACCAUCGGUCUGGGGACCAGUUGACAAGCGAGACGAUCCAUAUGCACCGUCUGGUGGCAAAUGCACUUGCAGCAUCAUGUAA
Paraglomus brasilianum is the source of this 246-nucleotide messenger RNA. Lineage: Eukaryota; Fungi; Glomeromycota; Glomeromycetes; Paraglomerales; Paraglomeraceae. The record is from the annotation of a GenBank genome assembly.